UCCCGAAGCGAGAGCCUCACACUCACAGCCACAAUGGCAGAAGAUGCUGAUAUGCGCAAUGAGCUAGAAGAAAUGCAGCAGCGGGCUGAUCAGAUGACUGAUGAGUCCCUCGAAAGCACCCGUCGUAUGCUGCAGCUUGUUGAAGAGAGCAAGGAUGCUGGUAUCAGGACCUUGGUUAUGUUGGAUGAGCAAGGAGAACAACUGGAACGCAUCGAAGAGGGAAUGGACCAAAUCAAUAAGGACAUGAAAGAAGCAGAAAAGAAUUUGACGGACCUAGGAAAAUUCUGUGGCCUUUGUGCCUGUCCAUGUAACAAGCUUAAAUCAAGUGAUGCUUACAAAAAAGCCUGGGGCAACAAUCAAGAUGGAGUUGUAGCCAGCCAGCCUGCCCGGGUGGUGGAUGAACGAGAACAGAUGGCCAUCAGUGGUGGAUUUAUCCGCAGGGUAACAAAUGAUGCUCGAGAAGGUGAGAUGGAUGAAAACCUGGAACAGGUCGGCGGCAUCAUUGGAAACCUCCGUCACAUGGCUCUAGAUAUGGGCAAUGAGAUUGAUACACAGAACCGCCAAAUGGACAGGAUCAUGGAGAAGGUAAGAGAUGAGCUCUCCUUGGCAUCCACAUUCAAAGUUGGUCCAGAUGCUUUCCGGUUCAAAACCGUUCAUAAAAUAUUUUUAUGA
Messenger RNA from Notechis scutatus (mainland tiger snake), 672 nucleotides. The record is from RefSeq and is a predicted model, not a curated record. NCBI's taxonomy places the organism in Eukaryota, Metazoa, Chordata, Lepidosauria, Squamata, Elapidae.